UUAGUACAUUUUUUCUGAGUUUUACUAAUCAUCAUACAAAAAUAUGACUUCUUUCUUUUCUUUUUUUCUUUUUUCAAACAGCCUGGCAACAAUCUCAACACUUUAUACAAUACCAGAUGGACUAGGAGCUGCAGCAAGCACUAGAGUUUCAAAUGAAUUGGGAGCCGGAAAUGCAAGAGCUGCUUAUAUAUCUGUCUGGUGUGCAAUAUUUAUUUCAACUACAGAAUCAAUUAUAGUAAGCGCAGUUCUGUUCGCAACUAGACAUGUCUUUGGUUAUGUCUUCAGCAAUGACAAAGAAGUUGUAGAUUAUGUCACAACCAUGGCUCCUCUUUUAUGUUUAUCUGUCAUAUUGGACAGCUUACAAGGAACCCUUUCAGGCAUUGCUAGGGGAUGUGGGUGGCAGAAUUUGGGAGCUUAUGUUAAUCUAGUGGCAUACUACAUUUGUGGAAUUCCAGCAGGAGCCAUUUUAGGGUUUUGGUUAAAAUUUAGAGGAAAAGGCCUUUGGGUUGGUUUACAAAUUGGUUCCUUUCUACAAAAUGUUCUGCUUGCUAUAAUAACAAGCUGUACAAAUUGGGAAGAACAGGCAACCAAGGCAAGGGAGAGGUAUUUGAGGGGAAGCAUGUAAGAGAAGAUGGAUUAGAGUGAAAGAAGAAUUUUUGCAAGCAAAAAUUUCUGUCCUUGAACCUGUAAAAAAGGAUUUUCUUCUUGUAAAAAUAGAAACUUUUAAAGUAAAAGGGGACAUGGGAAAACUAAUCCUACCAUGUGAUUAACAGAAGAGUGAUUAUUUUGUAAAAUUAUUUUUUAUCU
Messenger RNA from Jatropha curcas, 807 nucleotides. NCBI's taxonomy places the organism in Eukaryota, Viridiplantae, Streptophyta, Magnoliopsida, Malpighiales, Euphorbiaceae. The record is from RefSeq and is a predicted model, not a curated record.